CGUUUCCAGUCAGAGUCGCUUCUUCCCGGACGCUCCUCGCUGUGGCAUUUCGAAAUAAGGGAGACAGAAGGACGAGGAAAGGAUGAGACUCCUUGUGAGAGCAGCUUUGUCUCUAGUGGUGCUGUGCUGUCUGACGGAGCGCGCGCAAGGUGCCCCCAAGGGCAGGUACGCGUGGGUCAGAUGCAACCCGUUCGGCAACAAGAGCAACUGUGUGACACACAUGGGCCCAUGGAUCGACCUGCCACAGCCCAGCAAGGCUGGAAAUCCCGGCAACGUAGAGAAGACACAAGGUACCUUGGACCCAGAGGACCUAUCGGGUGAUGGAUCCGGUGCCAGAGAACUCUCCAACGCCGUGGACGAGUCAGACCAGUGGCCAAAAGACGAGCAGAAACUGGAGCGUUCCAUAUCGGAGGAGGGCAGCGCAGAGCCAGAUCUUGGCAGUGGAGAGUACGACUACUCCAACUUCAACUUCCCCACAAGAGUGCAGCUGGAGAAGAGCAAUCCGCCUGAAAAGGAGCUUCAAGAGGAAAACCUGAUCCUGUAGAUGACUGGAAAAGGAAAUGUACCAAGUUAUAUCUGAUGCUGGUUUAUCAGUAUACCAUAGUACCACGUGGGCCAAAGCUCAGGAUUCAAUUCUUACCCUUACUAUCACUUUUUUUUUAAAUUUUGUACAUGGUUUUUUAAAUUUAUAGUUUUCUUAUAUGAGACCAGUGCUUUAUAUUUUUGAUAAAUCUGGGAAAUGUAUUACUCCAAACAGUGUUUUGUUGUGUAAUUUUGAAAAUUUUCUUCUGAAGUUAACUCUAUAAAGAUUAUAUAAAGAAGCAUAUACAUUAAUUCUCUACCAACCUAUA
Molecule: messenger RNA, 851 nt
Organism: Scleropages formosus (Asian bonytongue)
Lineage: Eukaryota; Metazoa; Chordata; Actinopteri; Osteoglossiformes; Osteoglossidae
Gene: srgn
Product: serglycin
Exons: 3
Coding region: 83-544 (153 amino acids)
Source: RefSeq, a predicted model, not a curated record